Messenger RNA from Lates calcarifer (barramundi perch), 4093 nucleotides. It is a transcript of the gene nr5a2, whose product is annotated as nuclear receptor subfamily 5, group A, member 2. Gene Ontology annotation, cellular component: RNA polymerase II transcription regulator complex. Gene Ontology annotation, biological process: hormone-mediated signaling pathway; regulation of transcription by RNA polymerase II; tissue development. The record is from RefSeq and is a predicted model, not a curated record. Bases 744 to 2312 code for a protein of 522 amino acids. Gene Ontology annotation, molecular function: RNA polymerase II cis-regulatory region sequence-specific DNA binding; nuclear receptor activity; zinc ion binding. The transcript is spliced from 7 exons. NCBI's taxonomy places the organism in Eukaryota, Metazoa, Chordata, Actinopteri, Centropomidae.
UUUGAGGCGAUGUUCCCCGGUCUCCUCGCCUGAUUGGAUCGGCGGGAGAUGAUGUCAGACGACCGCAUGCGCCCCGGAUUGGAGAAAGCGGAGUAAACAAAGCCGCGAGGAGGAGGCGGAGGAGAGGUCUCCACAUCUCCAGACAGUCCGACCGACACACCGAAAUCCGACUUUACGCACAGGAGAGGGCGGCCCCGGCGGCGCGUACUUGUCUGCUAAAGGCUGAAAGUUAACACUGACAGUCCCACUUUAAUGGGUGACGCGCUAAAAAGACUUUUGGAAAAGCUAAAGGGAAACUUAUCAUCGUCUUUUACUCCGGACGCUGUGCAGUUUUUCUCGUUUGAGUAAGAGACUGAUUCCCUAACUCAAAGCACAACUGCUCCUUAAUAAGUACCGAAGGAAUCACUCGCCUGUGUUCCGCUUUAUCAUUGCGGUCUCUCUCUUUUUUUGCGCAAAUGCAGUUUUGAGAAAUUAAAUCAGUGAAGUUGAAUCAGAGCAGACACACACCGGCUAUGCAACCCGGCCGUUUGGAGACAGUCUGAGUCGUUUUGAAUCAGGCUUCGUACUCAGAGCAUGGUCCGAUAAUUGGAAGAUAGACAGAGCCACAGAAAGUGAGAAAUAGACAGCCUAAAAAAGAAAAGACAUUUGGGUCACUCUGAGGUGUGUUUGGGAACGUGUGCCUCUCACGUCCAGGUGUCCCGCCGAGCGGUGCGGAGUAUCCAGCUCAGGCCGGCAGCGCUGACAUGCUGCCCAAAGUCGAGACUGAAUCCCUGGGACUCUCUCGAUCGUAUGGGGAACAGGGGCACAUGCCAAGGAACAUGCAAGCUCCCCAGUUAAAAAUGAUGGACUACUCUUAUGACGAAGACCUGGACGAGAUGUGCCCCGUGUGCGGAGACAAAGUUUCUGGGUAUCACUACGGACUCCUGACCUGCGAGAGCUGCAAGGGCUUCUUCAAGCGCACCGUCCAGAACAACAAGCGUUACACAUGUAUAGAGAACCAGAGCUGCCAGAUUGACAAGACCCAGAGGAAGCGUUGCCCAUACUGCCGCUUCCAAAAGUGCCUCACCGUCGGCAUGAAGCUAGAAGCUGUCCGAGCGGACCGCAUGCGUGGCGGUCGCAACAAGUUCGGCCCAAUGUACAAACGUGACCGGGCCCUCAAGCAGCAAAAGAAGGCACUGAUCCGAGCUAAUGGCUUGAAGAUCGAGGCCAUGAGUCAGGUGAUGCAGGCCGUGCCCACCGACCUCACCAUCACCUCAGCCAUCCAGAAUAUCCACUCGGCCGCCUCCAAGGGCCUCCCACUGAGCCACCACGCUGGCCACCACACUGGUCACCACCACCACCACCACCACCAUCACGCCACCGCCCUGCCCCCCACAGACUACGACCGCAGCCCAUUUGUCACUUCGCCAGUCAGCAUGGCGAUGCCGCCGCACGCCGGCAGCCUACAGGGCUACCAGGCGGCCUACGGACACUUCCAGGGCACGCGCACCAUCAAGUCAGAGUACCCAGACCCGUACACCAGCUCGCCAGAGUCCAUCAUGGGCUACGCCUACGUAGAUGCCUACCAGUCGGGCUCACCGCCCAGCUUCCCCCACCUGAUUGUAGAGCUGUUAAAGUGUGAGCCGGACGAGCCACAGGUGCAGGCCAAGAUCCUGGCCUACCUGCAGCAGGAGCAGGCCAGCCGAGGCAAGCAUGAGAAGCUCAACACCUUUGGCCUUAUGUGCAAGAUGGCCGACCAGACGCUCUUCUCCAUUGUGGAGUGGGCACGCAGCAGCAUCUUCUUCCGUGAACUCAAGGUGGAUGACCAGAUGAAGUUGCUGCAGAACUGCUGGAGUGAACUCCUCAUCCUUGACCACGUCUUCCGGCAGGUGGUGCAUGCCAAGGAGGGCUCCAUCCUACUGGUCACUGGCCAGCAGGUGGACUAUGCAGUGAUUGCGUCACAGGCGGGGGCCACCCUCAACAACCUGUUGAGCCACGCCCAGGAGCUGGUGGCCAAAUUGCGCUCCCUGCAGCUGGACCAACGGGAGUUUGUCUGCCUCAAGUUCCUAGUCCUCUUCAGCCUGGAUGUGAAGAACCUGGAGAACUUCCAUCUCGUAGAAAGUGUCCAGGAGCAGGUCAACGCAGCGCUGCUGGACUACGUCAUGUGUAACUACCCACAGCAAACGGACAAGUUUGGCCAGCUGCUCCUGCGGCUGCCAGAGAUCCGAGCCAUCAGCCUGCAGGCCGAAGAAUACCUUUACUACAAACACCUGAAUGGCGACGUGCCCUGCAACAACCUCCUCAUUGAAAUGCUACAUGCCAAGAGAGCUUAGGAGAGGGACAGUGCCACCCAUAAUACAGCUGUGCGGACAUCUUGAGAGUUUUGCUGCAGCCCAAAAAACUCCAAAUAAUGCUUUCACCAAACUGAACCUCCAGCUCAGACUUGACUGCGUGAUGACCUGGAGGACGGAGAGCAGAGAGUGUUAGAAACUCUUGUUUAUACUGAACUUACACUGAUGUUCAAGCUACAACUUGAAGUACAGAUUUUCAACAAACACACAUGCACAGAGACUGAUAAUGUGCAGAAAAACAGCAAAUGGAUCCCUUUAUUCUUAAAAAAAAAACAACAAAAAAAACAUAAGUCUGAAAGAAGAGCCGCUUCUCCUAAACCACACAGAAAAAGACAAUGUUGAAAGGAAAAAAGAAGAACACUUGAAACAAACACUGCAUUGAACACUACGAGAUGGUAUCUAAUCGUCUGCACGAGUACAGACUAUCAAGACUGGCAGGCUGCAACUUAAAGAAUUAACAACCCUUGAGUGUUUUAGCACUGGUGACACUGUGAGAGGCUUUUUGUGCUGAGAAAGGAAGCUGAGUAACACCGCCCAUCUUUCAGACAGCUUUGUGACUAGGGUCUGUGGCUGAUUUCGGUCACUGAUCCUCCAAUGUGCUCACUGAAACCGGCUUUUAGCUGUCGUUGGUACUGUAAAGACAAACUGGGCCAGAGACUCUUACCUACCAUCACGUUUGUUUUUUUUGCCACGGCAGCUCGACCUGACUGAAAAGGGGAGAACUGACGGUUAAAAAAUGGGUCUAAAAACUGAACAUUCUUUAAUGAACAAAAUGAUAAAUAGGCCAAUAAGAAGAAAAGUUUUUUUUUUUCCUCUUGUAAUGGAAGUCAUUUACUCCUCAUGGUCACCUUGUGGUUCCCCUUUCUUAUUCCCCAAAUCAUCUUAAACUAUGUACCUCAGAAAGACCAGUGUUAAAUACAUUCAAUUAAUAAUGUCAGCUGAAACAAUUGUAUUUAUAGCCCCUUUUUUCCUGCAAAAAACACACCCUCCCUUUUAAUUAUUUCAUUAAAACUGGAACAAAACGAUGUGUGAUUCUGGAGACGGAGAAGGAACGACCCUGCCUUUGUCCGGAAAGACCAAAGCCUGCUGCAGAACACAAGAAGGAAAUUACAAAUACCUUAAUAAUCAGUAUUAUAAAAGAAAAAAAAGAUUUGUGAUGUCACAGUUAUGUGAGUCUUGCCUUAUUUCAUUACCAUGCUAGCUAACCGUGCAGAUGUGAAUGAAAAUAUGUACAAAUAUAUAUAUAAAGUAUUAAUGUUGUAAAAAAUUUAAAAAAGAAUAAUUCAACAGGUGUUUACAUUCAUGUGGUCAUAUGGGAGAGAACUGUGAUGAAGCAUAAAUUGCAAAGCAAUGAUUUCCUAAAAAAUGAAAUCAACUAAAUGAAAAAAAGGAUCCCUCUGGUUUGCUUUCUUUGAUGUGUGUACAGUGUUUUAUUUUUUAUUUUUGUUUUAAGCAGUACUUAAAUUAUGUCGUGAGACACUAAAAUCAAAAAGGAAUCACACUUAAAAUAUUAAUUUCUAUCUGUGUCUGCUGGCAUUCAAACAUUUGUUUCUUAAAUGUUGCUGUGUAAAGGUUCCAUUUCACGUUCAACCUUUUUUGUAGACUUUUUUUUUUUUUUUUUUUUAACAGUGCUUUUACCUUUUUGAUGUACAGUAUGUCACUGGUUACGCUUAAUAAUGAAGAUAAUUUAUUGCGUCUCUGGGUUUCCAUCUUCGUGUUACAUGACGUGAGGUGUCCGCGCCAGAAUAAAUUUGUUUACUGUC